GCAGCUGUUAACCCGGAUGUGUUGCCCUUAAAUCAACCGCUUUUAUUUUUCUAGUGUGGCUAACGGCUGUUACCAUUCAAAGCUGCAAGCUUUACUGGACACAAUUCAGUGGCUAUAAAACAGUUCCAAAAAGUGUAUGCUUAGUGUUUUUUCCAUACUAUUUCAACGGUCUGAAUAUUUAAUUUGAGAAAUGUCGAGGCGAAGGCACAGCGAUGAGGGUGAUGCCGGCUCCCAGCCUCACAAACGCAGGAGGACGUCUGAACCCAUUGAGAUUGAAGACCGCCUGGAGUCGCUGAUAUGUCGAGUGGGAGAGAAGAGUACGUCCUCCUUAGAGAGCAAUUUGGAGGGUCUUGCUGGUGUCCUGGAGGCGGAUCUUCCUAAUUAUAAAGGCAAAAUCCUGCGCAUCUUAUGUGCUGUUGCAAGGCUUUUGCCGGAGAAGUUGACGGUGUACACAACACUAGUGGGACUUCUCAACGCUCGCAACUACAACUUUGGAGGAGAGUUUGUGGAGGCCAUGAUCCGACAACUUAAGGAGACACUAAAAUCAAACCUUUACUCUGAGGCCGUUUACUUGGUGCGCUUUCUCAGUGACCUGGUGAACUGUCAUGUCAUCGCGGCUCCAUCCAUGGUUGCUAUGUUUGAGAACUUUGUCAGUGUUACGCAGGAAGAAGACAUACCACAGCUUCCGCGGCGUCAGAAGACUCAUGUUUCCAUGCUGCAGGUGUGGACUGCAGAAAAGCCCCACCCUCAGGAAGAGUAUCUGGACUGUCUCUGGGCUCAGGUGCAGAAGCUGAAGAAGGACCGCUGGCAGGAGCGUCACAUCCUGCGGCCUUAUAUUGCGUUUGACAGUGUGCUGUGUGAAGCCCUGCAGCACAACCUGCCCCCUUUCACACCUCCAGCCCACUCUGAUGACGCUGUCUACCCUAUGCCCCAUGUCGUCUUCAGAAUGUUCGACUACACUGAUGCCCCAGAGGGGCCAGUGAUGCCAGGAAGUCAUUCAGUUGAGCGCUUUGUGAUUGAGGAGAACCUGCGCUGCAUCAUCAAGUCUCACUGGAGGGAGAGGAAGACCUGUGCUGCCCAAUUGCUCAGCUACCCUGGAAAAAACAAGAUUCCCCUUAACUACCAUAUUGUGGAGGUGAUAUUUGGUGAGUUAUUCCAGCUGCCCAGUCCUCCUCACAUUGAUGUCAUGUACACUGCGUUACUCAUUGAGCUCUGCAAACUGCAACCAGGCUCAUUACCACAAGUUCUCGCUCAAGCCACAGAAAUGAUGUAUAUGAGGCUGGACACAAUGAACACAACCUGUAUAGACCGGCUCAUCAACUGGUUCUCGCAUCAUUUGAGUAACUUCCAGUUCAGAUGGAGCUGGGAUGACUGGGCUGACUGCCUGACUCAAGACAUUGAAAAGCCCAAACCCAAGUUUGUUAAAGAGGUUUUGGAAAAGUGUAUGAGGUUGUCGUACCAUCAGCGGAUAGUGGACAUUGUUCCUCAGAGUUUCUCUGCCCUGAUCCCGGCUAACCCUGUGUGCAGCUAUAAAUAUGAAGAGGAGACUGAGUGUCCAUUACCAGGAUUAGCUAUGGCAACUACAGUGAGUAACGCUAUCAAAAACCGGGCAUCUAAUGAGGAGAUUCUUAUUGUUCUAAAAGAUGUCCCUAAUCCAAACCAGGAUGAUGAUGAUGAUGAGGGCGACGGCUUCAACCCUCUGAAGAUUGAAGUGUUCCUGCAGACACUGCUCCAUUUGGCUGCAAAGUCUUUCAGUCAUUCCUUCAGUGCCCUGGCCAAGUUCCAUGAGGUUCUGAAGAACCUUACAGACAGUGAUGAGGGGAAACUGCACAUCCUCAGGGUUCUGUAUGAGUUCUGGAGGAACCAUCCUCAGAUGACCUCCGUGUUGGUGGACAAGUUGAUACGGACCCAGAUCGUGGACUGUGCAGCUGUGGCCAACUGGAUAUUUUCUCCUGAAAUGGCUCAUGAUUUUACCAGGUUUUAUGUGUGGGAGAUUCUACAUUCGACCAUCCGGAAGAUGAACAAACACGUGCAGAAGAUCCAGAAAGAGUUGGAUGAGGCAAAAGAAAAGCUGGAGAAGCAACAGAACAAAAAGCAGCGGGACAGCGGCGAUGAAGAGGACAUGGAGAAGAACAGUGAGGAUGAGGAGGGUCAGUUGGAGGAACAGAUCGAGAGGCUGCAGGAGAAAGUCGAGUCGGCCCAGAGCGAACAGAAGAACCUUUUCCUUGUUAUAUUCCAGCGCUUCAUUAUGUUACUGACAGAGCACCUGGUUCGCUGUGAAACGAGCGGCGUAGACAUCAACACCACCUGGUACAAGAACUGCAUCGAGAGGCUACAGCAGAUCUUCCUCAUGCAUUAUGUAAUCAUCCAGCAGUAUAUCGGCACCCUGGAGAACCUGCUAUUCACCGCUGAGCUCGACCAUCAUAUCCUGGCUGUUUACCAGCAGUUCUGCGCUCUUCAGCUCUGAAUUCCCACAAUGCAUCACUUCAGACUGUCACACCUGCCUGUUUAUGUGGCAUUUCAAGGUUUAGUGACAUCGAUCGGGAUCAUUGGAGAUGGUUUUUUUGUAAGUAGUGAUAUUGGGAAAUCUCAGACCCUUUUUGGGGCCCUUGAUAUGUUUGUGUAGUGUUUCUUUUUUUCUUUUCAUUUUUUUUUUCUUUCUUUUUAUUUUUCAUUGUCAUCGGCUCUGUGGUAAGUGUAGCUCUUUUAAAUGCCUGGUGUUUAGUAAACCAUGAUGAAGAGCUUAGUUUUACUCAAGCAACUAUGGUAUGAAACUACUCAUUUUUAUGCGUUUUAUGUCAUUUUGAUUGAAAAAUGAUUGUCGAGUUGGGUUUCAAGUAAUUCUUCAUUAUCAAUGGUGUGCCUCUUAAAAGCAGAUUGAGCUCUUUUGCCACUGUAAUGCAGUGUUUUGAAUGAUAAAAUUUCUUUUUUUUUUU
This is a messenger RNA of Sinocyclocheilus rhinocerous, 2936 nucleotides long. Its product is annotated as nuclear cap-binding protein subunit 1-like. Gene Ontology annotation, cellular component: nuclear cap binding complex; nucleus. Gene Ontology annotation, molecular function: mRNA binding; protein binding; RNA cap binding. NCBI's taxonomy places the organism in Eukaryota, Metazoa, Chordata, Actinopteri, Cypriniformes, Cyprinidae. Bases 191 to 2467 code for a protein of 758 amino acids. Gene Ontology annotation, biological process: nuclear-transcribed mRNA catabolic process, nonsense-mediated decay; mRNA export from nucleus; regulation of mRNA processing. The record is from RefSeq and is a predicted model, not a curated record. The transcript has 23 exons.